UGCGCGCUUGUGCGGUCACUUUUUUAAUGGGUGUAAUAGUAAAGACCAUAGGCAGCUCGUGAGUUUCAAGUUUGGGGAAGCUUACAGUUUAACAUACGAUUUAAACUGAUCUGCAUGACAGUUAUGAUUAUUUUUGCACAUUUUCAUGGAACAGAUUGAUUUCAAUAAUUACGUUUAUGUUUCUCAAAAACACUAUUUUACAUGUGACCUCUGUUCAUUUGUAGGCUAUGAACUGAGCAUAUGUUGCACAGGUUCACUGAGUUGCAAACCAUAUGAAUGGGUCUAGCUCAUUGUUUAGCAGCUAAUGGUGAUUUGUAGAUCUGACGCAGUUGCUAUCCCAGAUUAUGACCUCAGCAAGACGGCCCGAGAACAGGAUGUUAAUGCUUGAUGGAAUGCCUGCAGUCCGAGUCAAAGCCGAGCCCCUGGAAUCGGAACAAGGGUCCCCCAAAGUACACCGCUACCCCACGAUGGACGCUGUCCCCCUCCUCCUGAGCAAAGUCAAAUCUGAACCUCCUGAGGACCUGCUCUCCCAUGACCCCCAUUUCCAGACGCAGACCGAGCCUGUCGACCUGUCAAUCAACAAGCCACGCCCCUCCCCCCCAUCCAUCACCUCCACCGCUUCUCCUGUUACUUCCGCUUUCUCUCCGUCCUCCAUUUCUUCUUUAUCAUCAUCAUCCUCCUCUCCGUCUGUCAUCACAUCUGCCUCAUCUGUGCUCACACCCGGGCCCCUGGUGGCCCCUGGAGCUGGGGUCCAGGGUCAUCAUCAUCAGCAGCAGUUUUUGCACAUCCUGCACCCUGUGCCGCCUCCACCUUCCAGCCCCUUGAACCUGGGAGGGGUACAGGGCAUAGGAGGAGGAGUAGGGGGAAAGAUGGGGGGCCACCACCUGCAUCGUAUCCCUGUAGUGGUACAGUCACUGCCCCUCAUGUACACCACGGCCGUGCGCUCGUCCUCCAGCCUCCACAACAAUGCCAUCAUGCUACCUCUGCUGGACAAUCAUAAGAGCCACCAUAGCAAAGCAUACACAGACCACAACAGCUUGUCGCCGCGGCACAUCAAGAGUGACAGUGACGAUGAUGACCUGCCCAAUGUCACCCUGGACAGUGUCAUCGAGACCGGAUCUACCGCUCUGUCUAUAGCACGCGCCGUACAGGAUUCCAUGUCACCAUUCAGUAUUGAGAGCAUACGGCGCCCCCAGAGGUCAGAGUCGCCAGACUCCAAGAAGAGACGCAUCCACAGGUGUGACUUUGAGGGCUGCAAUAAGGUCUACACCAAGAGCUCCCAUCUAAAAGCACACCGGAGGACGCACACAGGUGAGAAGCCAUACAAAUGCACCUGGGAUGGCUGCACGUGGAAGUUCGCCCGCUCUGACGAGCUGACUCGCCACUACCGGAAACACACAGGCAUCAAGCCCUUCAAGUGUGCAGACUGUGACCGCAGCUUCUCCCGUUCGGACCACCUGGCUCUGCAUCGACGGAGACACAUGCUGGUGUGAGACAGUUUCAGUGUGAUGAUGUCAUCAGACGAAGCAGAAACACACAUUUACACACACACACACAUCGCCGCAGGGGGGAGCGGGGUCUCUCCCUCAAUGUGGUUCAGCUGGACUGGACACACACUGUUGUCUGUCCAUGAGGCAGUGGGAAGAGAGGAGCGAAAAGCACAGAAUGGUGUCUGUCUGUCUGUCCACAAAGCAACAAAAAAAACAGGGUCGGUUCUGGAUCCUCACUGACUGAGGAGGGUUGGAACCGGAGAAGGCUCUUUUGUUGUCAUUUUGGAGUUUGGAGUUUUUACGACAAUCUGUCUUUUUUCCUAGCACUGUUCUUAAAUGGUUUCACUUCUGAGUUUUUUUGGAGGGAUGUUCUUCGUUCAUUUGGAAGGAAACUUGAAUCGAAACCAUUUUCUUCUUGGUGUCUUUGUUUUGGUUAUAUUGUUCAAAAUGGCUGCUUUUCUAGCAUCUAUAAUGUGAAAGAGCUAUGGAUUGGAUGGCUGGAUGAAUGGAUGGAAGGGCUGUAUGCAUGUGUUUUGAAGUAUAGGGCCUUGGAUUGGACAAUGGAAUAAAAAGACACAGAUUCCAAUUUGCCUAUGGAAAGUAUUGUUGCACAGUUCCCGCCGUAUAGCAGCUUCCUGCAUCUCUGUGUUUCAGGACAACCCGGCACCAGAGGGGGCCAUCCACACAUAGAUUGUACCUAUACAAACUGGUUUGAGUGUUCUAGAAUCAGUAUUUUAGAAUAAAUUCUAGUACCAGUGUUGAAGCAUUCGGAGCAUCUCAAUGGACCAGUGAUAUAGAUGCAGAGUUGUUUUUGCUAUUUGUUUUGUUUUUCAUUCAAUGGAUCUUGUUAACACACAAGAUCGACUCAACCACAUUGAGGCUCAUCACCUUGAGCCUCUUCUAAACUUUUUCUUAAAAAAAACUUUUUUGGUGCAUUUUGUGCAGUGAUUAGCAAUCAGUAAAGUGCAAUCUCAUUGGGUAAAUAUAGUUUUAAUAUGGAGACUUUUAUUGUUUAUAGUAUCUUGCUGUGUAUGCCUGCUUUUGAUACAUUUCACAAAGAAACAUAAAUCCACACCCCAAUGUACAAUGAAAAAUCGAAUUAACACACGGUAUGUGAAAACAACUGUGAAGCACCUUACAGAUUCGCACAUAUGAUGAUUCCAUAAUAUUCAAGGAUUUUGUUUCAUAUCCCUGGUAUUUUCAGUGAAAGGGAUUGGCAUUGUGAUCAUUUGUGUGUUGGUAGUCUAUAGGUAAAGCAUUUUGGCUUCAGUUCAGAGGGCUAACCCGUCACUCGGUUACUCUAGUUCAAUUGGAAAGCAAUACAUUCAGAACAGGGAAAUGUUGUUCUUGUAUCCUUGUUCUGGUUGCUGAUACCCAAAAUGACUCUAAAUUACUCUGUUACAGAUAUAUUUCUAUCAGUGCCACUUCGUACUCUAUACUACAAAUUUCUAUAUUUCUACUGGGUUUGUAGCUACAGCACAAGGUUCUAGGCAAGCUCACUCUAUACAGUUUGGAAAAUGUCACAUUAAUGAUGGGUGGUUGAGGAGGAACAGGUUUUUAAAAAUGUAUUUAUGAACAGACCUACAUGUUUGUCAAACUUGGAACAAAAUCUCCCCUACUCUUUUCUAUAUACUGCAGUACACCAUGCACACAGACAGUUGGCCCUGUAGCUUUGUCUGACGGUUUGCGAGAGAGCAGUGUCUUUUUUAGUCACACAUACACCAAACAUGAUGUGAAGUCUUCAGAUCCAGCUUCAGGUCUACCUUUUCUUGCAAUUUGUCUUGCAUGUCCCUCAAUGACAGAUAUCCAUAUUACGGUUUCUACAGUCUCAUCUACCAUAUCUCAGAGUAAAGGGUUAUUCAACACAGUAAAACCACAUUUUGAUCAGUCUCUGUACAUGGAUCAAAAAGAGAUCUACGGCAAUAUAGAGAUUUUUAUAUAGUCGUAGAUUUACAGCUAUAGGCUGCCUUACAAAAGUAUUCAGACCCCUUGGAUUUCUUCAAAUUUAUUGUGUUACGAAGUGGAAUUAAAAUGGAUUUAAUUGUAAUUUUUUGUCAACCAUAUACAUACAAAACUCUGUAAUGUAUUUUUUUUUUAUUAAUAAAAUAAAAUAUAGUCAUUGCAUAAGUAUUCAGCCCCUUUUGUUUAGGCAAGCCUAAAUUAGUUCAGGAGUAGAGUUUGGCUAAACAAAUCACAUGUACAUGGACUCACUCUAUGUGAAAUAAUAGGGAUUGACAUGAUUUCUAAAGGACUAACUCUUCCUCUGUCCCCCAUACAACAUCUGUAAGGUCCCUCAGACAAGUAUUGUAUUUAAAGCACAUAUUCAACUACAGUCGAGGGAGAUUUCGAAAGCCUCAUUUGUAGGUGGGUAAUAAUAACAAAACAGACAUGGACUAUCUCUUUAAGCAUGGUCUAGUUAAUAAUUAUGCUGUGCAUCAUGUAUUACACCACCUAGGCACCUCAAAGAAACAGUCGUUCUUCUGAACUGAGCUGCAGGACGGGAAUGAAACUACUCAGGUAUCUAACCAUCAGACCAUUGGGGAUUUUAAAACAGCUACGUAGUUUAAUGGCUGUGAUGGGAGAGAACUGAGGAUGGAUCAAAUCAAAUUGUAUUGGUCACAUACACAUAUUUAGCAGAUGAUCAACAACAUUGUAGUGACUCCAAAAUAAUGACCUAAAUGAUAGAGUGAAAAGAAUAACACAAAUAUAGAAAAUAAUAUAAUACUUCAAAAAAACAUGGCAAAUGAAUACACUUUUUUGCCUAAAUGCAAAGCCCUAUUUUGGGGCAAAUCCAAAACAACACAUCACUGAGUAACUGUCUCUGAUUUUCAAGCUUGGUGGUGGCUGAAUCAUGGAUGCUUGACAUCAGCAAAUACUGGGGAGUUUUUCAGGACAAAAAUAAAUGGGAUAGGGCUAUGCAGUCAAAAUCCUGGAGCAAAACCUUCUUCAGUCUGCUUUACAUCAGACACUGGAAGAGGAAUUCACCUUUCAGCAGGACAAAAACCUACACCACAAGGCCAAAUCUACACUGGAGUUGCUUACCAAGAAAACAGUGUUUGUUCCUAAGUGGCCAAGUUACAGUUUUGACUUUAAUCUGCUUGAAAUAGUAAGGCAUGACUUGAAAAUUGCUGACUAGCAUUUUGAACAUAAUAAUUGGCAAAUAUUGCCCAAUCCAGGUGUGCAAAGCUCUUAGAGACUUACCCAAGAAGACUCACAGCUGUAAUUGCUGUCAAAUGUGUUUUUUAACAUGUAUGGACUCAGGGAGCUGAAUAUGUACGCAACGAAUAUAUUUCCUUUAUUUCUUCUGAAUAAUAAAAUAAAUGAAUAUAUGUAUCUUCCACUUUGACAUUACAGAGUAUUUUGUGUAGAUUGAUGAGAAAAGAAAUACAAUUCAAUCAAUUUUAUUCCUACUUUGUAACGCAAUAAAAUGUGAAGAAAUCCAAGGGAUCUCAAUACUUUUGAAAGGCAUAUGCCCUACUGGGGUAUUCAACAUUUUUUAAUAUGGCUCAACUUCCAUUUAGUCUUAGCUAUGACAUCAACCACUUAUGUUUUGCAGGUUGUUUGAUGUCAACUUCAAAUUACCAAUUUAUCCAGCCGGUUGGAAAUAAAUGCCUAUGGACAUACAAAUAACACUACAUAAAUCUUUCUGAGAUACAUGAAAGCAAUAUUGUCAGCUUUUCCUAUCAGCGAAGUGAUCAGAUUUCACUUUUUGCAAUUAUGUGACACAGAUCUCAUGGUGUUUAUCACUAUCAAAGCCGUUCAUAACAGAAUCCCACAUGUAUGAUAACUGUAUUUGUUCAAAGUAUUUUUACAACAUGCAUUUUAUACACAGUGGUUUUCGCUGGAUCCCCUCUUACAGUUUCAGGAGCACAUUUCAGAAGGCCAGUGACUUUAAUAACACACACAGACACACCAGCGUAGUGGUCCUGUACUAGAAUUCAAAACCACAUCCUUACCUGAAACAAAAAUGUAUUUUGCAGAAACUUGCCCAAUUCGUCUCUUUCCCUUUUGGUAUGAUGAAGUAUUAUAAUAUAUGUCAUAUUAUGUUGCUACAGUAUAUGUUGUUUGUGUACAUGUGAAUAUUUCCAAUUGUAUUGCCUUUUUUGGCUCAAGCAUAUCAUCAGCACCUUGUUUGUUAUGAAGCAUAGUUUUUAAAUGAAUUCAUUUUAAAUGUUAAAUCCAUUGAUACAUAUGAAUAAUUAUCACCAUAUUUUAUUAUUCAUAUACUGUACUUUUCUGAAAUGAGGGGCACUUCAUCUUGCAUAUAACAGUUUUCUGUAAAAAAAUAUAUAUAUUUUGAAAUGUUGUAAAAUAUGUGAUAGUGGAAAUAAAUAAAAAGUAUAACUCAGUUCUACAGUCUGUAUAUACAUAAAAAAAUAGGGCUUUUAAUUAUUAGACAAUAGGAAACAAAUUUAUACAUGUAAAGUCUUUUUCAGAGACACUCAUUUAUCUGAUUUGAUAUACAGUACAAUGGAGCUAUUGAUGAUAAACAAUUUUGUUAUCUAAAAUACUCAUAUAAAUGAUCAAAUGUGACGUCAGAAAUUUGCCAUUUAGCAUUUUGGUUUGUGAUUGUCUUCUUUCUCAAAACAAAAGAAGGUUUCCAUAUAAAUAUUGUCAACCAUUUUAUCAGAUAAUUGCUGUAUAGAUCAAACCCAAAUACGUUAAUCUCCACCCAGCCAUGUUCAAUUGAACAAUCUUACAAGUAGAAGUGCAGAUUCAUAUCAACAUUAUAUCAAACUAUUUUAUUCAGGGUUUUAUUCACAAUAGCAUCGUUAUUUUAUUUUAUUUAACUUCACUUGAAAGUUAACUAAUAUUUUGCAUGUGUACACAGAGGCUUAUUGUAUGCAUGCAUUACCACUCCCCUUUAGCAUUAUGAAAACUUUUUACAAGCAUCCUUUUGUAAGCAGGGUCAAACUUAUGCAAUAAUGAAUAGUGCCUCCUAUCACAGCAAAUCUCUGAAAAGCAUCCACUUAAACUAUUUCACAACUAACAUGUAUCAUAUUAAUUCAAAUAAUAGACCUUUGAAUUGAUACUCAGCCAGAGAAGUAUUCGUAAAAAAUAAAAGCACAUCAACUCUGAAACCAUUAUGCAAACAGGCCACCUCCCAUUUUUCAGUUUAUAUUCAAUGCACUGAGCCUUACCACAUUGUUUCAAUACAGUAUCCUCAUACCAGCCUUUUACAUGCUGUAUGAAUCUCCUUUGGAAGCUGAAUAUGAUUUGCAUGGAUGUAUUUUGCUGAAAACUUCGCUUAAAGAAUUUAAUUAUUUUAUCGUCAUCGUAUCAUGUGUGUUUUGACCUCUCCGAUACUGGUUAUUUGUGCAACUACUUUAAUUUUUUCAUAAUCAUAUUGCAGCAUGCAAAAGCAGAGAAGAGCCAUUUAAAAUAACUGAUUUUACACAGUGUUGAAUGUAUUGUGGUUCACAGGGAAAGCUCUAUUGAAUGUGUAAAAGCCGGAAUACCAACCCUUGGGGAGCACCCUGUGAAAUAAUUUUGAUUACACUUAUAUCUGUAUCCGUUGAAUAUUAAUUUAAUUUCUGUUUAAAUUAUGUGUUUCUUUUAUCUCUGCUUUUGAGUAAUUAUUUAGUGAUGCGAAUGCCUUUGUUUCAAGCUUACUGUUAUUAGGUACAGUAAUUGUUGUUCCUGUAUUUAUGUACAGUGCCUGUAUUGUAAAUUUAUUUCGAGCUUUUCAUUCUUACAGUAAAAUUGUGAUAUUGCCCCACAAUGUUUCAACGGGAGACCCUAGCUCAAGGAAUUCUACGAACAGAUUCGGAAUCCCAAUGUUUUUCAAAGGUAGAAAUAACAAGUGUUUUUCUCAUUAUUUUUCUUUCUUCUGUUCUUUCUUUUCUGUUCUUCAAAAGUUGUCUAAAUAUUCUGUCAAUAUUCUUCAUAUGGAUGGAGCUGUGAAAUGAAACCGAGUUCAAACAUAUACAUGUAUAUUAAUAUGAAUGGAGGCAUGAAGGUUAAUAAAGUUACAUUUUGUAUGUAA
Molecule: messenger RNA, 7476 nt
Organism: Salmo salar (Atlantic salmon)
Lineage: Eukaryota; Metazoa; Chordata; Actinopteri; Salmoniformes; Salmonidae
Source: RefSeq, a predicted model, not a curated record